Oreochromis aureus is the source of this 3538-nucleotide messenger RNA. RefSeq names its product sodium/hydrogen exchanger 9B2. Gene Ontology annotation, cellular component: membrane. The transcript is spliced from 13 exons. Gene Ontology annotation, molecular function: antiporter activity. The record is from RefSeq and is a predicted model, not a curated record. Gene Ontology annotation, biological process: proton transmembrane transport. The coding region runs from base 326 to 2056 and encodes 576 amino acids. NCBI's taxonomy places the organism in Eukaryota, Metazoa, Chordata, Actinopteri, Cichliformes, Cichlidae.
CUGUGCAUAAUGGUGAAACAAAAGCUAUGUGUAAGAUGUUAGGCAAACCAAUUUUCUCAGUGCAUCCAUGUGGACGCUGCACACUUGCUUGGCAGUCACUAAUCCACCUCAUUCCUCAUGUACCAGCUGGUGCAUCUGCUACAGAGCAACGAGAAAGGCUGCCACAGACAGUCUGCGCGCUGUGGUAAUGUUUACGAUAUGAGCCUGUGGAUAGAGGUGGACAUACCAAAACAAGUAAAGAAACGGCCCACUGAUGGCUAACCCCACCCCUCAGCUUGAUGUGCUGUGAUACAAGAGUGGACCAGAAAGACUGUAGUCAACAGCCAUGGAGGACACCCAGCAGAAACCUGCAAACCCGGAGCAGAGUCCUGCACCCAGUCCGGCGCCUAGUCCAGCUCCCAGCCCACUACUGGACAGAAUUGCUUUACCUGCGCCAAACCACGUGGAGCACCUAAAUGUGAACCAGAUCCAGGUGGUGGUGCGUCGCUGCUCUAGUCCAAACGUAACAGAGGAGACCACCUAUUUUAUUCCUCGUAACCCCGUAGUGGACGCCGGUACCAACACAGAUCCACCAGUGGUCUGUUGUCCUUUGCUGCGCAGAUUUUGCCCCUGUCCGCCAAGAGGCUUUCUCGCCUCCCUCAUUACCAAAGUUCUUUUGGCAGUUGUGCUCUUUGGAGUGGUUUGGUCAAUCACAGAGGAUGAAUGUCUCCCUGGAGGAAACCUCUUUGGCAUCACAAUACUCUUCAUUUGUGCAGUUGUUGGUGGAAAAUUGGUGUCUCUCAUUCAUCUGCCCAAACUUCCACCGUUCCCACCACUCCUUGGUAUGCUGCUCAUGGGCUUCCUGCUGAGGAACAUUCCAGUUGUGACAGAUGGGGUGUACAUUGACUUCAGAUGGUCUGCAUCACUCAGGAACAUUGCUCUGGCUGUCAUUCUGGCCAGAGCUGGUCUAGGGUUGGAUCCCACGGCUCUAAGGAAACUAAAAGUUGUGUGUAUACGUGUGGCAGCUGGGCCAUGCUUGAUAGAGGCUUGCACCACAGCUGUAAUUUCUCACUUCCUCAUGGGCUUGCCCUGGGUGUGGGGCUUCAUCCUUGGCUUUGUGCUAGGAGCUGUGUCUCCAGCAGUGGUGGUUCCCUCCAUGCUGCUGCUGCAGAAGGACGGUUACGGUGUAGAGAAGGGCAUCCCCACCCUGCUGAUGGCUGCAGGCAGCUUUGAUGACAUUCUUGCAAUCACAGGGUUCACAACAUGCUUGGGCAUGGCCUUCAGCACAGGUUCAACUUGGUACAGCCUCCUCAGAGGGGUACUGGAGGUGGCAGGAGGGAUGGUCGCUGGGAUUCUUCUUGGUUUUCUCAUCCAGUACUUCCCUAGUGUUGACCAGAAACACUUAGUGAUGAAGCGUUCCUUCUUGGUGCUGGGUCUGUCUGUCUUUGCCGUGUUUGGCAGCGGUGUGGCAGGUUUUCCUGGCUCUGGAGGCCUGUGCACCUUGGUGCUGGCAUUCCUGGCUGGCCUCGGCUGGGGGACAGAAAAGGCACGUGUGGAGGAAGUGGUAGGAUGGGCGUGGGAUGUGUUUCAGCCUCUUCUCUUUGGACUAAUAGGAGCUGAGAUUCGAGUCUCUGAGUUGGAGGGACACACAGUUGGUCUGGGUAUAGCCACUCUCCUCAUUGGUCUGCUGGUUAGAGUGGGGUUCACCUUUGUCUGUGUGUUGUUUGCGGGCUUUAACAUGAAGGAAAAAGUGUUCAUAGCCCUAGCAUGGAUGCCUAAAGCAACAGUGCAGGCAGCUAUAGGAUCCACAGCUUUGGACAUGGCGAGGACAAAGGAUAACACGGAGAUGCAGGAAUACGGCAUGAACGUGCUGACUGUGGCUGUGCUCGCCAUCCUUCUCACAGCUCCUGUAGGUGCACUUACCAUAGGGCUCUGUGGACCUCGCCUGCUGCAGAAACCUGAGAACCCAAUCAGCGGUGAGCGAGUCAAACCCAAUUUAUCAGCUUUCUUCUUAGGCACCGCAGCAGGAGAUCAACAUGACAAUGAAACUCCCAUCACCUAUGAAAGUACACUCUGAUGUCAAGUGAGAGAGGAGAAUUAAAAGAAACUCCUCACGCUUCAGAUAUUUGAACUUUUCUUUGGCCACCGAGUGGCCCUCGCUGUGUCUCUGUUGUUCAGCUAUGUGUUCGCAAUCCUGCAGGAACACGUGAAUCAUUUUGUAUUUAUAGCAUCUGGUGGUUUCCACGUCUAACACUGCAAACAAAUGACCUACUUUGCACUUUCUGGAUAUAAUCAUAUUGUUUUCAAGGUAUAGAAAUGGUUUAUACUUUUAUAAGGAUCUUGUCAUAUUCACUAAAUCCAGAAAAUUUCAUGGAUUGCCAGUUAGAAAGCACUUUACUUUGACUCGAAAGGUCAAAGUAAAGUGCUUUCUUUGUGGGGGACAGAAAGUUUUGGGAGGUUGUUGAUAAGCAAUUUUUAUUGCUAUGAAUAGACUACACUGUAAGUUUUAGCCGUCCUACAUUCACUACACUUCAUGCUGUGUUUGUUUACUUUGUUUUGUGUAUGCAUAUUAGCCCUCGGUCAGUAUGAUGAGAUCAGUUGCAUAGUACUCAGGGAAGGAUUUGUGUAAUCGAUAAUAUUUUAGUUUAAGCACGAAGCUGCUAAAUGUCUGUCAGUGUGAUCAUGUCCAUAUUUGCAAAAACUGUGUGAAUCCAACAUUUUGUAAUUUAAGAACAAAUAGAUUUUUCAGUAUUGUUACUAGUUUUUUCUUUAUUGCAGAAUGUAUCUGGGGUAACAUGAAAUGUCCAUGAAGAUUUUGUAAUAGCAGCUGUUUAUGAUGGAUUUUUUUCCAAAAACUCUUUAAACAAUAAAUGACAAAACACACCAAGAAUUGCCCAUCUUUAACAUUGCUGCAGUAAAAGCUUAAAUGAUUCAAAAGUGUUGUGUGAGCCGUUUUCUUUCUGGUCACACUAGCAGUGUGGGUCUGUGGGUAAAGGCCAUCAGUGUGGGCCUGGAAGAAAUGCCUCUAUUAGAUUGAUAUAAAAUUAAGAGACAUUCAUAAUAUGACACAUCUCAUUAAUUUAAGAAACAUUAAAGAUUACAUGAAAUGUUUUCCCAGGUUUAAACUGUGAAAGAUGCCAAAAUUCUCUUUAUUUCUACAUUUAGUAUGAAUAAUUUCACACUGCCAUCUUGCAACAGUUACACUGAACAGUUAUACUGCAUAUUUAAAAAAAAAACAAAAAAAAAAAACAAGGGAUUUAUUAUUGAGAUUCAUUAAUGAUGGAAACUUUCCAAGACAACUUCAUACAGAUAUGACAAAAGAAUAAGGAAACAGACAUUUUCAAACCCUGAAAGUUUAGUGAAAUGCCUUUACACUUGAAAUUACUUUGAUAUGGUUUGAAAUGUCUUAAGGCAACAGAACUGAACACAAAACGUAAAACUCAACAUUUAAAGGCUAUGAGUAAACCAGAUUUAAAGAAUAAGUAGCUUCCCAUACACACAAUAACUUAAAAUAUGUCACAUCCAUUAAGUAUGGAAAUGUAUGUUAGUAUUUGGCACA